CCGCUGGUGGAGAGGAUAGAGGGUAGCACCGUCAGUCUCAGGUCUCCGGAUUGUGAACCCCGUGAUGUGACAGCAGUGAUGUCCACAAAUAUGUAGCCAAAGUCUCUCCAACGCUACUGAAAGCUCAUUUGUUUAGACGGGGGGAGAGCGGUUGCCUGAGCUUGGGUCUGGAUACAAAUUGUUUUGACAGACUUUCAUGACCGACCUUGACCGCUCGCGUUCAACCAUGGACACAGGGAACUGCCUGGAGGACCUCUCCCUACCAGAGACUGGCCAAUGUAGCCCUGCCUCCCCUACCACUAACCCCACCUCCUCUACAGCUCUGCUCCUGACCCCGCCCCUCAGCCCGCCCUUGGACUUGAUUGACACAGGAAAGGGACUGAAGGUGCAGACGGCCACACCCCACCUGGUGAGCCUGGGGAGUGGCCGUCUGAGCGUGGCCGUUACUGUGCUGCCCCUCAACGAAGGAAUCAUCCGGAUUGGUCGAGAGGAUGCGUCAAUUCCCCAGGACAUCACCAUCGAAGGCCCUGGCAUUGAAGCGGAGCACUGCCAAAUCGAAAACCGGGAUGGCAUCAUCACCCUGGACCCCUGCGGCAACUUGUGUGCCCUUGAUGGAGUACCAGUUAUUGAGCCCACUCAGCUAACACAAGGGUACGCUCUAUGUCUGGGGAAUUCCUAUUUUUUCCGCUUUAACCACCCAGAGGAGGCCAGCCGAAUGAAGAGCAUGCUACCCCAGAAGAGCCCCGUGUCCUCGUUGGGCUACAGCUCAGACUGUCUGAAGUUUGGCAUGGACUACAGCCAUGGAGUGGGCAGGGCUAAGGGCUGGACAGGGCGAUCAGAGGAGGAGCUACAGGUCCUGAUGGACUCGCUGCAGUACAAGAAAGUACUGGCGGAGAGCAGCCAUCGGGUCAAUGGAGACUGUAGCCCCUCCUAUUUUAGUCUAACAAAGUCCCCACCCACCAGCCCAACUCAGGGCUCGCCCCUGACAACAGGCCUCCACCAGGAGCAGGGCUGGAAGCAGCGUGAGUGUUCGUCUUCUGCUUUCGGUCAGUUAGCACCAGAGCCCCACCAGAGCCAGGAGCGAGACCCACCCCACACCUACUCCAGUACACGGAAUCUGUCCCAGGACAACCUGUUUGCCCCUCCUGCAGUGGAAAGGGAAAGAGGGGGCUUUCCCAUCCGGAACGGCUCCUCCACAGGCAACCGCCCCCCCUCAGCGCCAGCCAGCAUGCCUUCCAGCCCCCGCCUCUCCCGCCGGCCCCGUCCCCAAGCAAUGGGGCACGACACCGGCGGCGGGGCGAGGGAUCUGGGCCCAGGCCCAAACCCCAGACAGAGGAUGUACUCGGCGGGGUCCUUGAGUGGCAUGACCAGCAACCACAGCCGCUCGCUACCCCGCCUCAACAAAGCAGCCGAAACCCCACUGACGCUGCUUGUCCUGCCCCCCCACCACACCCGAAAUGGCCACACAGAGGUGGUCUCCAUCUCUCUCUCCUCUAGAGGCUCCGUCUCCUCUCGGGGGUCUGUCUCUGACAUCAACCCUUCGGCCAGCGUCCCCGCCAGCCCUCGCGUGGCCAAGAAGAUGAGCCUGACGUCAACGGGCUGCUACUCGCCCUCUGAGCGGGCUGGCCUGCAGGGGUCUUCUUCCCUCCUGGACCUUUGGCAGGGCGAGAGGAGACCUUCCUUCGGGAAAGCGGGGCUAGACCUGGGCGAGAGGAGACCGUCCAUUGGGAAGGCGGGUUUGGACCUGGGGCUGGGAGACAGGAGACCAUCCUUCGGGAAGGCUGGGCUGGGGCCGAGCACAGGCCAAGGGGCGUUCCGGGAGAGGAGGGGUAGCAUCAGCUCGCUAAGCGGGAAAGAGGAGCUGCAGGACUACCACCAGCGGCAGAGAGACGAGAGGCUGCGCGAGCAAGAGGUGGUGAAGCUGGAGAGGCAGCGUUUGCAGACGAUCCUCAACCUGUGCUCGGAGCUGAAGAAAGACCAGGGAGGCUCGGUCGCAGCCGACCUGCAGAAGAUCAACAAGGAGCUUGAGAAGUUGCAGGUGUCUGACGAUGAGUCGGUCUUCUCCAACACUCCCAGCGCCACGCCUGAGAGCGGCUACAAGCCCCCGGACCGCCAGCGCAGGAGCAGCGGGCAUGCGGAGGGCAGCACCCCCCGUGGCUCAGCCCCCUUCCCACAGUCCCCCGAGAUCCGCACGCAGGGGGUGGUGGAGACUCCAGAUGAUGGGCAGCUAAAGCAGGAGGCAGCCCGUAUUGCAGAGGAGAGAAUCCAAGUGCUGCACAACUUGGAGGAGCUGGAGCAGAAGAUCAAAGACCUGGACAACCAGAUGGAGGAGUCUGUCCAGGAGAUGGAGGUGGAGCACGCUCUGCUGGAGGGGGAGCAGCAGGCAGAGGCCUCCCAGCUGCAGCAGGAGAAAGAGGUGCUGGAACAACUUGGUGAAAAACUGGCGAACCUGGAGAAAACUGUUCAGGUGGAGAAAUCACAGCUCUCUCAGUUCAGCGCCCAACUGGAUGCGGAGAGGGCAAAGGUGGAGAGGCUAGCUGAGGUGGUCUCUGCUCAGAAGAUCCAGCUGGACACCUGCCCCGAGGCCCAGAAGGAGCAGCUCCAGCUCCAAUUCUUCAGGGACACAGAUGCAUUGGAGGUGGGGAAGAAGAGGUUUGAGGACCUGGAGUUCCAGCAGCUGGAGCGUGAGAGCCAUCGCGAUGAGAAUAAAGAGACAGUGAGCCAGCAAUUGCUUAGAGAGAUUGCCGACUACCAGCGCAGCACUGUCACAGGCAAGGAAAGACUCCUGGCCUUAAAGAAACAGUCAAACCAGAUUACCCAGCAGGCCCAGUUGGAGAAGGACACAUUCCUGAAGGAAAAAAACAACCUCUUGAUGAUGCUACAAAGGGGUAACGAGAACUUGGCUGGCCUGGAGAAGAGGUACACUCAGCUGACUGGUGGGAAGGGUUUCCCCCUCAGCCCCCUCAACUUGAAAGAGGAUACACCCACAUUGGUUGACACGUGCACGUCUCAGACAGCGACAGCCCGCCCCCACGUCCUUCUGGCCCCGCCUACUGUCGCCCCGCUUGCCUUCUCCUCUCUCCUGUCCUCUCUUUCUCUGAAGAACGCUGAGGGUUAUGUCACAGUCAGUGAGAUCAAUGAGCUCUAUGGGCAGACCGGGGUUAACCACACCCCCCACGGCCAGGCCACGCCCUCCUCUGACAGCCGCUCCGAUGGGUCUGAGCCCAACCCCAGCCCUGACGAGACCAACCCCCAGCAAGCCAGCGUCCCCCCACAGGAAGUGGCCGAGCUCACUCUCUCCUGUCCUCUGGUGGGCGAUGAGUGCAAUCGCCCACUGUCCUCCUAUCGCCCUCCCUCUCCUCGCUUGGUCCCCAAGACCCCCUCUGUACACUGGCCUGAACACAUGGUGACAUAUGUUGACCCUUCGCCUUUCCCUGAAUCUCCUCCUCCUCUUCCUGUCAAAAAACACCGCCGGCUCAGGCAGCAUUUCCAUGCUAGAGAGGAAGCGAGGAAGAGGGCAGGGAAGGAUGUUCCUGCCCACCUGAGUGACACUCUGCCCCGCAAGAAGACCCAACAGGCCAUCUCCCCACCCUUCAACAGUGCUACCCUUGGCCGCAGUACCAUCUCCAAGGCUCACCUCCCCCUGGUGCAGAGCUCGAGUUGUAGCAGUAUUCUCCCCCGCUCUCUCACCCUCCCAUCUAAAGACAUGGAGCCCUGUCGCAUAUACAAGGGAAAGGCCAAAAAAGGGCACAGUCAGCACCACGUGAGCGAGGAGCGCAGGCAGCGGCUGAACGAGCUGUGCGGGCGAACCGCCUCCCAGUCCAACGUCUACCUGGACUUCCACUGCGGAGACAACGGCCUCACCUACGACACCAUGAGCAUCGACAGCUCCGACAGCAUGGACACCAGCAUCUCCGCCUGCUCCCCCGAUAACAUCUCCAGCACCAGCAUGUCCAACAUGGCCAAGAUUGAGGAGAUGGAACGGCUGCUCAGGGAGGCCCAGCUUGAGAAGGACAAGCUCCUGGAGCACCGGGAGCAUGAGAUGGAGGUGCGCAAACAGGCUCUGGAUGAAGAACGGAGACGCAGGGAGGAUCUGGAGAAGCGUCUGCAGGAGGAAACCAGCAGGAGGCAGAAACUCAUCGAGAGGGAGGUGAAGCUGCGUGAGAAGCAGAGAGCUCAGUCACGGCCUCUCACCCGUUACCUGCCGGUCAGGAAGGACGAUUUUGAUUUGCGUGCUCACAUCGAGUCUGCUGGCCACAGCACGGACACGUGCUACCACGUGUUGCUGACGGAGAAGACCUGCCGUGGCUUCCUGGUCAAGAUGGGCGGCAAGAUCAAGACCUGGAAGAAGCGCUGGUUCGUUUUUGACCGCAACCACCGAACCCUAUCCUAUUACACAGAUAAGCAUGAAGCAAAGCUCAAAGGAGUCAUCUACUUCCAGGCCAUUGAGGAGGUGUAUUACGACCACUUAAAGAAUGCUCAUAAGAGCCCCAACCCGGUGCUGACGUUCAGCGUUAAGACACACAACCGCGUGUACUACAUGGUGGCACCAUCCCCGGAGGCCAUGCGGAUCUGGAUGGAUGUGAUCGUCACCGGGGCUGAGGGCUACACCCAGUUCAUGGUGUAGCCACACCUCCGCAAAACCAAACCCUGCAGACCAGACCAGACCGGGCUGCAAGAACUUCUCAGGGCCAGACUCUGCUCCUGUAAAGAGUACAGUGUCCUCAUAGGGGCUUUCUUCUUGUUUUGUGUUAUCUGAUAUAACCAGGGGGCUCCAAUCUUGUGCCUUAUUCAGUGGAAUAUGCUAGUACCUUAUAUUAUUUUAUUAUUAUGGACACCCAUGGGGGCCUGAGGACUGAGGCGGAGGAAGUGACAGAAGGGUUAAAGAGUGAAGCUGUAACGCGUAGCUUAGUCUUAUGAUCACAGCGCAGAACCUGGAGAAGAGGCCUGCCCACAGCAGCUCUGUGUGGACAGUAGUACUUGUAAAACCCCAGCUAAGACAAAAUGUUCUCGCAAUGUUACUGGAAUGUUUUAAUGAUGUUAUAACAUUGCCACUUCGUGGCAGCAACAUUGUGAGAACGUUUUGUGUUGGCUGGGACUGUAGUAGAGAUGGGACGAGACCGCGCAUGUGGAAGCCUUGCUCCUGUGAUUUUCGCACCUGCCAUCUGCCCCUGAACAGGAAGCAAUUCAGUGCCAGUGAGACUUGCCAAAUCGAUCUCACUCUCAACAGGAAGCAAGGUAUAUGGCCUCAUCGCUUUCCUUUCAUUUCUCUCUAUGGGAACUGAGGUGUGCAUCGUAUCACUCAUGGGCUCGUACAUUCUUGGUUAGCUUUCUGCAGUUGUCUUUAUUUUCUUCAGUGUGGUUCUAUUCAAUUUGAGUGAGCAUGUAUCUUCCUCAGUUUUUCCUCCUAUGUUUUUGUUUCCUCAAGAAGUAUACAAAGGCAUGUGCUUCAUGCACACACAGACAUACACACUCACAUACCUCAUCUUCUCAUUCAGACAUCCUACAGCCAUUUCACAAAUUCAUGUUUUUACUAUGAAAUAACAGUGCAGCGAUAGCAGGGAGAGAGAAUGUGAAAGGGUGAGUGCGAGUCCAUGAGUAGAGGGUGCCGUCUGAGUGAUGAGAGAGUAGAACUCCAUGUGUUGUGAACCUUUCACCACAUGAUCCUGGGGCCAACGGCGGUGAGAAAACAACUACCAUGUCCCACUGCGUGUUUUGCUGAGAACAGCAUAUCACUCAGACUGUGCCACAGGAGGGACUAUGGUCUGUGGACCACAGUUUCCUGGAUCAAUACAUAUAUUAUACAUCAUUACCAAGUACUUCUAAUAUUAACCUGUAAGUAGAGCGUGCCUUAUUUUACUGGGCAGUAGGAGACUGCGGUCAGGGGUCAAGGUACGCACACAAGAGCCUCUGUGAAAGACCAUGGGGUCCUUCCAAAUGCUUAUUUUCCACUUUAUUUUCCUUGCUCCGUAAUCGGAGAUUGAUUGAGGUCCGCCAUCUUUAAGGACAUUCCAACCCGUGAAAUGUUCCUUCUAGGAGCUUGAAGUAGAAGUUAGGAACUCCUAAGCUUGCCUUUUAUCAGGGAAACAUGAGUACAUCCUUUGCAGAAUAUUUUUCUCAGAAAGAAUGACGUAUAAAUUACCGACCUGUGGGUCCACCUCCCCCCAUCUGCCACGCCUGUAACUGACGUGGCUUCGAAUAAGUUUGAAGGAGCAAGUACAUUUAAUUCAGAAUUCAGAAAAAAAUACCACAAAGGAUGCACUUGUGUUUCCUUGGUCAAGAAUCCUUUGGGAGCCUCCUAGCUCCUUGCUCCUAGUGCCUUCAAGGAACAUUGUAAUGUACUUAAAGAUGGCAGGCCCGAUCGAUUUCUGGGUGAGUCGAGGACCGAGUAGACAAGGAAGGAUAAAAUAAGUGAUAAAAUAAAUGAGCCCCAGGUCCCCACUUGCAUUUGAAGACGUUUGGCUGAUUGAGGUCUCUGACUGAAACCUGUGUAUUUGAUUAUUAUUGUUACUGUUAUUUGUAUUAUUGUUGUUCAGAUUUUUCUUCCAGGAAUAUCAGUUCACAGUUUUAUAUUGGAGUCUGUAUUGGUUGGUGGCAAAGGGAAAGACAUGCUCACUAACCAAAAGAGUCAGAAACUGUGGGUGCUAUGGCCCAAUGUAAUAUAGACAAAAUGAGGCCAGGACUCAAUGUAACAGCAGUCACAAGGGCAGCAGUCACAGUGGACGCGUUUUGGCUUAUGCCUUCUUCACCUCUUCAAAACUAGAGUGUCUGUAAUGGUUGGUGACCUGAGCAUGUUUAGCAGGAGACUGGUUAGGCUUAGAGUAUAUCAUUCAGUAUUUAUAGGCCUUUACAUUACAGUACUGUGUGUGCACUGGCUAUGUAACACAAUGUUUGGCUUCUGUUUUAUGCCUUUAAUACUGCCUCACCCCAUUCUCACCACCAGGUGGCGAUAGCUACUAUGGCAGUAUAGGUAACAUAAUUGCAGGUGUGUGCCAUGUAAAUGUAACCACAGAACACUUGUUCAGGAGGUGACUGUCACAGCUCUGUUUCGGCGGGAAACUGUGAUUGGCCUGUGAUAAUGACCAACAGACUGGUGCUGAUUAGCCUCAUUUGAUCCCAAAUAUUUUUGUUAAGGGUUAUGUGGCUCUUUUUUAUGAACCAAACUUAUUUUUAUCAUGCAUGCAUCUCUAUUUCUGCUUCUUGAAAAAAUAAAUCCUACAUUUCUCAUG
Molecule: messenger RNA, 7229 nt
Organism: Conger conger (European conger)
Lineage: Eukaryota; Metazoa; Chordata; Actinopteri; Anguilliformes; Congridae
Gene: phldb2b
Product: pleckstrin homology-like domain, family B, member 2b
Exons: 25
Coding region: 197-4627 (1476 amino acids)
Biological process (GO): regulation of microtubule cytoskeleton organization
Cellular component (GO): basal cortex
Molecular function (GO): protein binding
Source: RefSeq, a predicted model, not a curated record